AUGUCCUCCUCGCGCUACCCAUCCCCAGAUGAGAUCCAAGCCCUUUUCAACAACAUGGCCUCGGGCAACUACGAUGCCUUCUACGCCCGAGUGUCUCCCAAUGUCGAUUGGACCGUCUUGGGCACUCAUCCUUGCGCUGGGAGAUACAAGACUUUGAAAGACUUUCAGGAUGGGACUUUGACUCGGCUGGGCAAGAUCAUGAAGAAGCCUGGUCUCAAUCUCGCGGUGAGGAAUGUCAUUGGUGGUGGAGAUGCUGAAUGGGCGAUGGUGGAAUUGGUGGCGAAUGCGGAGUGCUUCAAGUUCGACAACUGCUAUGCGUGGUGCGUUCGAUUCGACCAGAGCGGAACAAUCGUCGAGGUGCGUGCGUACUUGGACAGCUGGAUGGUCCGACAGGCCAUCAUCGAAAACGAGACGCCGAGCCAUAGGGCGCCGGUACCAGAUGUCAGCAAAUUUUGA
This is a messenger RNA of Zasmidium cellare ATCC 36951, 456 nucleotides long. RefSeq lists its product as uncharacterized. The record is from RefSeq and is a predicted model, not a curated record. NCBI's taxonomy places the organism in Eukaryota, Fungi, Ascomycota, Dothideomycetes, Mycosphaerellales, Mycosphaerellaceae. The transcript is spliced from 2 exons. Bases 1 to 456 code for a protein of 151 amino acids.